UUGCUAUUAUAGAAAUUAAUGCUUUUGUUGAAAUCAACAAAAAUCAAACAAUAUUUAACAAACCGCUGCAAAAUGUUGUUGACGACAAAAAUGGUUAUUAUAUGAAACCUAUGGUAACAACUAAUUCAAAUUAUCGACGGGCUGCAUUUUUCCCCACUGGAUAUAAUCUGAAUAACCCUGUACCAAAUACUAAUACUAAUAAUGUAAAUUACAGAAACAAUUAUAUUCAACCUGGAUCAAAUAAUAAUGUACCCAAUUAUAAUAAUAAUCAAAAUAUGCCAAAGCUAUUAAUGAGUAGUAUAUUUGAAGUAAAGGGUUGUAAUGGUCAUAAUGCCGGCAAUUUUACGUCCGUAUUGUUUAUUGAUAGACAACAGUUUUGUACGGCUAAUGGAUUUACUACACAGACAACUGUCACCGAUAUUAAUACAAUAACCGAAAGAGUGGCCAAUCAGCUAAUUGUCAAUGAGUUGCAAAUUAUUAAAAUAUUUGUAAACCGACGACCAGGUUAUGUAGUAUUAGAGAUAUUAGGACUGUCCAAAAAGGGUACCUAUUCAUUGGAGGGUAGGUUUGUAUUUAUACGGGCUUUCUUUAAUGAGGGACAGGUAACACAAAAAUGUAUGGCACAGACAAAUACUAUAGCAAUCAAUAGCGAUAAUAUUAUACUAAAUAUUUUGAUUAUUGAGAGCAAUAAUUUGAUAGUUUGUUGGACACAACCGCAUAAAUGCUUAGAUAUUGUCCGCACGAUUACAACUACUACUUGUCAGGGAAAGGCUGUUAUCGGUUAA
This is a messenger RNA of Oppia nitens, 785 nucleotides long. RefSeq lists its product as uncharacterized. The transcript has 5 exons. NCBI's taxonomy places the organism in Eukaryota, Metazoa, Arthropoda, Arachnida, Sarcoptiformes, Oppiidae. The coding region runs from base 102 to 785 and encodes 227 amino acids. The record is from RefSeq and is a predicted model, not a curated record.